AUGAAUACACAAUUUGAAAAUUUUGAUGAACUACUAAAAGAUUUAGAUUUAAAGAAUUAUGUGAGUUUUGUAAAAAAAUGUUUUAAAAACGGAAUAAAAAAAAAUGAAGAAAAUAUAUGCUCUCAAGAUUUAAGAAAUUUAGCAAAAUGUUUGCCUAGAGUUUCAGGGGUUUGGUAUGAUUUACAUAAAAAUAGUUGGGAAGCAAGGUGGUCCGAAGGGGCAAAAUCAGCACGAAAAUAUUAUUCUGUUCAAAAGUUUGGAUUUCAUGAAGCAAGGAAAUUAGCUAUUAAAACUAUUAAAACAAAAGAAAUAAAUUAUAUAUAUAACAGCAUAAAUGAAGACUUUAACAAACCAUUAAAAUGGAAUUUAAACAAUGAUUUUUUAGAAAUUAAUCAAGAUCCAACUAUAAACUUAAAAAAAAAAUAUAGAACUACAAAUUGUAAAAUUAAAGAAAUAAAAAUUAAGAAAGAUGGAAUUGGGAACUAUAACAAUACAAAUAUUGGAAAACGAUUAAAAAAUGUAAAAAAAAAUAAUUCAGCAUUCAUUUAUUCUAUACAAAAUCCAAAUUAUUAUGGAAAAAAAAAUUAUGAUGAAAAUGGAAAUACGCAAAUCGAUAUAAAUAAAUGCACUAUUAAAAAUAUUGAACAAAUAAAUGAUCAAUAUAACAAUAAAAUGGAUAUAUUUAACUAUCAAAAUUGUCUAUAUAUUGAUAAAGAUAAUACAAAUAAUACAUUAAUAAAUGAAUCUGUUUCUUUGAGUUCAAAGGAUGCAACUUUAUUUAUUUCACAAAAUAAAAUUCUUGGAAAAAAGGAAAUAAAAAGACAAAAUAUUAUAUCCACAUCAAAUGGUAUUAAUACUAACAUUAAUAAUAAGAAUGGAACUACUCUUAUUUCGUCAGACAUUUUAUAUAAAAAUGAAAAAUAUUCUGAAAAUACAAACAAUCUUAAUAUCAUAGUUAAAGCCAACAAACAAAAUAUAACAAAUGAUAUUAUCCCUUAUAUUGAAAGUAACAAAUAUUUUGAAUGCCCUAAUAAAUCUAUUUCAAUAGAUCAAGAAAGAAGUGCACAUACAAGUUAUGAAAAAAAUAUCACAAAUUACAAAAAUAGUAAAAAAAAUAAUCAAAUAAUAAUAAAUUCUGAGCAAAUAUCUUCAGUUAUAAAUUGUAAUAAAAAAAUAUUAACUGAAACUACAAGUAAAGAAAAGUGUAAUACUAAAAAUCGAGAUAUCAUAAAAAAUGAUGUAUUUUCAAAAAAAAAAAAAAAUAUAUUUGAAUCACAAAAUGAACAAAAUUUUGAUAAUGAUAAUAAUAAAAUAAAUAUCACAAAAUCAUCAAUUACAGAAAAUAUCGAUAACUGUCUUAAACCUAAUAUUUCUGCUAAAGAAAAAAAUUUCAUUAAUCCAAUAAUAGAUUCUGAAAGUGUUAAAAACAAUAUUUCAGCAUUAGGUUAUUCUGGAGAAAUAAAAAAAAAUGGAAUAAAUUGUUUAAGAAAUAAUGGGUCAUUUAUUUGUAACAAUUCUUUAUACAUAAAAAAAAACGAAGACUUUUCAAAUUUACAAACACAAUAUGAUUUGCCCGAAAAUAAAAAAAAUAAUUUUCCAAAGGACAAUGAAUUAACAUUAAUAAAUAUAAAAAAUGAAAAAAAAUCUGUAACUUUAAUUCCCCCAUAUGAAACAAACAAUGAUAAUAUCCCAAUAAAGAAACAUGAAAAUCUUUGUAAAGAUGAAAAUAUAAAUAAUAGAUACAACUAUAGAGGUAAGUAUGCAAACAUAUUAAAGCGAAAAUAUAAUAAAAUCAUUGAUGAAUCGCUUAUUAAUGAACAACCACCCAUGCCUGAUAAAAAUAAAUCAAAUAUAAAUGAUUGUUUAAAUGGAAACAUGUAUGAAUAUAUUGAUAGUGAAAAUGAAAGUAACAAAAAAAGUGAUGAUUAUAUUAAUUUUGAUAAUACAUCUAAAUUAGAUAAAAAAAAUAAAGGAUCCAAUAAUUUUUGUGAUAAAAAAAAUAAUUAUAAUGUUGAAUUAAAUUUAAAAGAUUCUAUACAUUCAGACACUUUACACAUUUUCAAAAAUGCAAUAAAUUUAUUAUUAAAUGAUUUAAAAUAUAAAUGUAUACCUAAUUUUGAUAAAAAAAUUCUGAAUAUAAUUGAAAUAAUAGAUAAUCAUACAAAUUAUGUAAAUUCAACUUUUAAUGAAACAUUUUUAAUAACUUAUGUUCAUUUAUUUGAUACUUGUGUAUCCAAUAAUAUUUUGCCAAGCCAGAUGGAUCCCAAAAUUCAAAAAAUAUUUUGCAAUGCUUUGAUAGCAUUUCAUAUUUUGUUGUUUAAUUUCCAACGACCAAAAAAAUAUUAG
This is a messenger RNA of Plasmodium berghei ANKA, 2346 nucleotides long. Its product is annotated as AP2 domain transcription factor AP2-O3. NCBI's taxonomy places the organism in Eukaryota, Apicomplexa, Aconoidasida, Haemosporida, Plasmodiidae. The record is from RefSeq and is a predicted model, not a curated record. Bases 1 to 2346 code for a protein of 781 amino acids. The transcript has a single exon. Gene Ontology annotation, molecular function: DNA-binding transcription factor activity. Gene Ontology annotation, biological process: regulation of DNA-templated transcription.